CCCUCUCUCUCUCUCCUUCUCUCUCCUGUCUCUCCGUUUCUUACUCUUUCCAUUCUGAGUCCAGCCCUGCCCCUGAACACAUCACACAGCCGCUGCUCCUGGACUUUUUGGAAAUCUUCUGGAAAUUUAAAAAAAAAAAAAAAAAAAAUUCUCUAAAAAAAUACAUUUAAAAAAAAAAAUCAAAACGAGACAAUUUCACAUGGACUAUAUUUCCGUCAUCUUUUCUCACCAUUUCUGAAUCUGGAAUUUAACUUUUCCCGUCGGAUAUUGCGGGAUUUGGACGGGAUUUUUGCAGAAUGGAAGAAAUUUGGGGCCGAGCGAAGGAUUGAAAGUGGAUAUUUUGAUUACAUUUCUGAGGAACAGAUGAAGAGAUAGACAGAAGAGAGAGAGAAAGAGAAAUGGACAGAUCAGGUGGGGAUGUGUAAAUGGUCUAAAAGAGGAGCCGGAUACAUGUGCAGACAGGAUUAUUUCUCUUCAGUGAUGCUUCGGUCUCUCUGUGGAUUUGAUGUGAACUACAACAACAACUGGAGGAUUUAGCAACUCAUUUUUCCAACAUCAGUGGAUUACUUUUUACUCAUUUUCUCUUGGACUAAUCUAAAAACUGGACCCAGGACUUGGAUCCGGCACGUUUGGUCUUUUUUGUGGAUUUAAAAUGAUGACUGUGAUGAUGCUAAUGAGCUGCAGCGGGCUAAUGCUGACGUUAGCAUUAGCUGCAGCCUCGUCCUCCCGCUCCUCUUCCUCCUCCACGACUCCUUCAGCUCCCAGGAUGAAACUGUCUUAUAAAGAGCUGCAGCAGUUCCACGGUGUUCGGCGUUUCGACCUGGACAGAUCGUGCUGUUUCGGGGCGUUGCUUUUAGACGAGGAGAGAGGCCGGCUCUUCGUGGGUGCCAAGAACUUCCUGCUCUCACUGUCUCUGGACAACAUCGCCAAACAGGAACACAAGAUCUACUGGCCUGCUCCGGUGGACUGGAGGGAGGAGUGUAACUGGGCGGGAAAAGACAUCACUACUGACUGUGUGAACUACGUGAAGCUGCUGCACCAUUACAACCGCACUCACCUGUACGCCUGCGGGACCGGAGCCUUCCACCCCACCUGCGCCUUCGUGGAGAUCGGCAACAGGAUGGAGGAUCACGUGUUCCGCAUCGAUCCGUCUAAAGUGGAGGAUGGUAAAGGGAAGAGUCCGUAUGAUCCCAGACACCAGGCGGCCUCUGUGCUCGUGGGAGAUGAGCUGUACGCUGGAGUGGCCACAGACCUGAUGGGACGAGACUUCACCAUCUUCAGGAGUUUGGGCAAAAGACCUUCCAUAAGAACAGAGCAGCACGACUCACGAUGGCUCAACGAGCCCAAGUUCAUCGGUUCGUUCUGGGUUCCUGAGAGCGAGAAUCCAGACGACGAUAAAGUUUUCUUCUUCUUCCGAGAGACGGCGGUGGAGGCUCAGGGCAUCGGCAAGUCCUCGUACUCCCGCAUCGGACAGCUCUGUAGAAAUGACCUGGGAGGACAGAGGAGCCUGGUGAACAAAUGGACCACGUUUUUGAAAACUCGCCUGGUUUGUUCUGUGCCUGGUGCUGACGGCAGUGACACCUACUUCGAUGAACUCCGAGACGUCUUCCUGCUCCAGACCAGGGACAGGAAGAACCCUCUGGUCUACACUGUCUUCUCCACUUCCAGCAGUGUGUUCAAAGGCUCGGCCGUGUGUCUCUACUCCAUGAACGACAUCCGCAGAGCCUUCCUCGGGCCCUUCGCUCACAAAGAGGGACCCAACUACCAGUGGAUCCCCUUCCAAGGAAAAGUGCCCUACCCCCGACCAGGCAUGUGUCCCAGUAAGACAUUUGGCAGUUUCGAGUCGACCAAAGGAUUCCCAGACGAGGUGAUCCAGUUUGCCCGGCACCACCCGCUCAUGUACAACCCGGUCUACCCCCUGAACCGCAAACCCGUCUUUGUCCGGACCAACGUGGACUACAGCUUCACCCAGUUAGCCGUGGACCGGGUCAACGCCGCCGACGGACAGUAUGACGUCAUGUUCAUCGGGACAGACAAAGGGACAGUGUUGAAGGUGAUCAGUGUUCCCAAAGAGAGUUGGAACAACAUGGAGGAGCUGUUACUGGAGGAGCUGGAAGUUUUUAAGGACAACUCGGCAAUCAUCAACAUGCAGAUCUCCUCUAAACGGCAACAGCUGUACGUGGGCUCGGACACUGGGCUGGCUCAGGUGCCUCUCCAUCGCUGCAGUGUUUACGGAAAAGCCUGCGCCGAGUGCUGCCUCGCCCGGGACCCCUACUGCGCCUGGGACGGGACCUCCUGCACACGAUACUUACCCAAUACUAAGAGACGUUUCCGAAGACAGGAUGUGAGAAAUGGAGACCCCAACACGCUCUGCUCUGGAGACCACCAUAAGCACCGCGUCUCCGAGAGGAAGCUGUACGCUGUGGACGGCAGCAGCACCUUCCUGGAGUGUAUCCCCAAGUCUCUGCAGGCUCAGGUCACGUGGACGUAUCAGAGAACGCCCCAGAGCCAGAGAGAAGAGGUGCGUCUGGACGACCGAAUCCUUCAGACCGACCGCGGGCUGUUGAUCCGCCGGGUUUUAAAGCGCGACCUGGGCCUGUACCAGUGCCACGCCAUGGAGCACGGCUUCACCCAGACCCUGCUCGGAAUCACCCUCGAGGUCGUCCCCACCGCCGCGCCGCAGGACCCCCCCUCCAAACUGGACCCCCGCUCCCCUAACCCCGCCCACUCGCACCCCUCCACCAAUCAGAAGCUGUGGUACCGCGACUUCAUGCAGCUCGUGGACCACCCCAACCUCAGCACCGUCGACCAGAUCUGCGAACAGGUGUGGGCGCGCAAACAGGCCACUAACCAGCACACGACGGAGAAAGGCACCGUGGGAAACGUAGGCAAAGACCACUCGGCCGCGCAGCCAGCGGGGGGAGCUCCGGGGCAGGUCACGGUGAACAGGCCCAAUAAUAAGAAGUGGAAGCAUCUGCAGGAGAUUCGGAAAGGCAGGAACAGGAGAACGCACGAGGGGAAAUCGAACCCGCGCACGCCUCGCUCGGCCGGGGAAUGAAGAUGAGAGAAAUGGGGGAGGGAGAGAGAGACUAAAGACAGGAGCAGAGACUGAGACAGAACUCAAGAGUGAAACUGUGGAGGAGAGGGAGGAGCUGGACACAACGUGACCACUGUCGGAACAAAGCUUCA
Messenger RNA from Boleophthalmus pectinirostris (great blue-spotted mudskipper), 3189 nucleotides. It is a transcript of the gene sema3b, whose product is annotated as sema domain, immunoglobulin domain (Ig), short basic domain, secreted, (semaphorin) 3B. Gene Ontology annotation, biological process: negative regulation of axon extension involved in axon guidance; semaphorin-plexin signaling pathway; positive regulation of cell migration. Gene Ontology annotation, molecular function: semaphorin receptor binding; chemorepellent activity. The record is from RefSeq and is a predicted model, not a curated record. The coding region runs from base 653 to 3058 and encodes 801 amino acids. The transcript has 18 exons. NCBI's taxonomy places the organism in Eukaryota, Metazoa, Chordata, Actinopteri, Gobiiformes, Gobiidae.